AUUGGCUGUAGCGCAGAGCGGAAGUGCGUCUGUUUUCCCAGCUGAGUGCUGAAAACAAAACAAGACAAGCUGCGAAUGCACCAUGAUGGAUGAGCUGGUGCAGGACCUGGUGUCUGCACUGGAGCAGGCCUCAGAGCAGACCAAGUUAGGGGAGCUGUGGGAGGAAAUGGUUCUGAGUCCGCUGCAGCAUCGGCGACAGAUCCGCCGGCGGCGAGGUCGGAAGCGUCUCCACGAGUCCUCCGUCUAUCCGGUGGCGCGCAGGCGUCGCUGGAUCGAGGCUUCUGAGUCCAGUCUGGAUGAAGCCAAAGAAUACAGAGAGAACCUAUCCUCCACCUUCAGCACAGCUGUGGCGAACUACAGCGACUCAGACGAUAUGGCCACCAAUGACCACUGGCCUCGCAUCGUUAGGGGCCCUGUGAGAGCCAGGCACCCGUCUUGGCCAGAGUCCGACUCCUUCACCGACAGCAAUCCAGGCCAGCCGCUCAGAAGGCGCAGGAAGGUCAAGCGCAUGACUUCAAACAUGACAGUCAGACUUCAGCAGAAGUUACAUGACGGAAAGAAGAGGAGCAUGCCGUCUAAGGUGCAGCAUUUGUCGGGAUCUAGGAGGAGGUCGAGCAGUUGGACAGGAGCAGAGAGACAGGCCGAAGGAGGCAGAAUGAUGGGAAAGGAGCGCUGGAAGAGAAAGAUGGCAAAGGAGAGCAGGGACGCUCCAGAUGAGAACAUGUCUGACGGGGAAACCAGCAGCACGUGCAGCAGUGACCCCGGCCUGUUCACCAAUGAUGAAGGAAGACAAGGUGACGAUGAGCAGAGCGACUGGUUCUUUGAAGGGGACUGUGGAGUCAGCCUGCUGCCCAGCUGGGACUCUGACGCCCCGCUCUCGCUUGAGGAGCGACAAUCCUCCUCCAGCUUCCUCCAGCCUGCACGGCGCUCCGUCAGAGGGUAUCAUUCACCUCUCAGACGAGUGCCUUGCUCAUCUGCCUGCUGCAUCAGGCGGGACAGGAAGCGUCUUCCUAGGAAGAGCAACAACAUGCCAGUGUUUGUAGAAAGACUGAGACAUUUCUCCGCAGAUCACUGCCAGAGAAAAUAUCGGCUGCCUUCCUUUGGAAAGCAAGACAGAAACCAGUUGAAUCCUUUGUGCCCAUUACCGAUGUGUCCCAGUGACACGAUGUCAGAGGGCUCCCACCUCAGAUGCCCCUCCUCAGCCGUCAGAAACAGGCAGAUUAAUUUCGUUCCAGGACUGUUGUGCUCAGCAGACAUGCGGAGGAAUAAAGAAACAGAAGCUCUAUUCAUCACGACAUCAGCCAGCAACCCGUUUCAUAAAGAUCACCAGAGAGAAGAGGCGAAAGGAGCUGCCUGCAGUAACACAUCAAGCCUAGAAGCAGUAGGACCAAGUUCACCUCAGUCUCCUACUUCUGCUCAGCCUGAGAGUUCGUCUUUACUCCAGGGCAACCACGAGGACACUUGAAAGAGGCAUCUAAUUCCUAAAGCUAUUGUGCCUGAGAACGAAAUAGCUAGAAACCCCCUUCUACUCCACAAACUUUACAACAAAGAAAGAAAAAAAUACAAAGCACAUCAUUAGUCUUCAAAUCAGCAUGCUCCUGCUCGAUCCAGCCCUUCCAGGUAGUAUAUUAAGCAUGACAAAUGUUAAUGCAAUCAAGCCUUGUUAAGCCCUCCUCCAUCUCCUUAAGGAAGAAGGCAGCUUCAAGUGGCUCCUCGUUUCGACUCAAGACUUUCUUGCUCUUCCUGUUUCCACGACCGAGUCGCCAGGCCACCCGCCACUGCAUAAUCCAGUAAUUAUGUCCACUCCCGUAGCACGGCACUUGUCAGCAGGAACCUCGGAGAGUGUGGUCAGUCGAGGCCCGUUGGCCAGGGGGGGCGUCUGCUCCACUUUAAGGCAACCAACAAUGGCGGUAAAGCAGCCAGCUCUGAGGCAGAUGAACAUCACAAUGUUUAGCUGCCACAUGCUGUCGCAGGGUUAAGAGAGGCGACCACCGCCGGCGCGCCACACAAAGUACAGGCCUCCUAUUAGCAUGGGUUUGAAAAGCUACAGUUGCUACAAAGGUGCUCAUUAGCACAACACAGGGGGGGAGCGUGGUCGCGGUCCUCGGAGGGCCGCCUCUGUUCUCUUCAGGUUACCUUCUAUAUUUAAAUUUCCCAAAACAGAUUUAAAGUUCAAGGCUGGCUGCAAGUCUGUUUGAAAAGGCAGUUUUCCAGCGACGCGGGCUGAGUCGCUUUUGGCGCUGGACGGGCGCCAGCUGAGGGGAAGUGGAGGAGCAACAGGAAAUGAGAAAGAAGGGUUAUACACAUAUUAUUUCACAACCCCUUUGGGUAUAUAGCUUCCAACCGGUCUCACCAUUGGAUGCAUUAAAAAGAUCAAUGACAACAUGCAGAGAGAAAGAAUAAUUUGCAUACCUUCUGUUACUCUGCAAGAGUAAAAGAAGGCUGACUUCCCCAGCUCUGUACGGACCCAGGGAGUAAUGAUAUCGUGGGAUCGGACGUUGUGACUGCUGUGUUCAGGUAACAUAAGAUUGAUAUGAGUGCAACAAGCCAAGAUUGAUUUCAUAGAUAAAAUUGUACCAACAAUUAACCCUGCGUAUGGAAAUAUACGGCCAUUUAAUUAACGAAUACACAGUACAAUGAUGGGUAACAUGUUUACAUCCAGUAAUAAACCUUUGCGCCCCGUGAUGAGCAGAAUCUAAUACCUGAAGAGAAUGCAUGGAGGCAUUUAUAUAUAAAAUAUCCCUGUAGUAUAAAAGAGGCUUAUUGGCUUCAACAAGUUGUUUCCUUGUGUUAAAUGAAAAGCCUCACUGCAAAAAGGGAACUAAAAGUAAGUAAAACUUUCUUGAAAUUUUGUAUUUGUCCUUGAUUUGAGCAGGCAAGUUUAAAAUAUCUGCCAAUGCAAUAGGAUUGUUGCAAAUAAAAUGGGGAAACCCAUCUCCAUCAUCUUAUUUCAAGGGCACUAUAUCUAAUUAUCUUAUAUUAGGGGUCAAAAUACUCAUAAUCUUAUUUACCUGCUCAAAUCAAAGACAAAUACACUCAUUUCAAGAACUUUUUACUUACUUUUAGUUCCCUUUUUGCAGUGCUUACCUAGAAAUCUAAUUUUAGUCUGAGCAUUUUAAAGAUUGCCCAAAUAUUUGUAGAAAGACACAAACCCAACAACCAGUCUGUACUUUUUUUUAUGGUUGUUAUGUUGACUUUCUGACAAGAAACUACUAAUGGCAUUCACUCAGAACCAACUCCCCCAGGCAUUUAGACGACAAACAGGCCCACAGCAUCACACAUCAUCCUUCACUUCACAACAGACCCACCUGGAGUGUUUGUUGUUGGAAAGUUGAGUCUCAGCUGACUCCAGUGAAAGUUAAAAUCCCCGUAGAGUUUAACCAACUUUACUUUUUAUGUUUGUGAUGGUAGGACAGAAAAGGCCGUUUCCUGGAUUCACUCCUAAACAUCUUUUGCUGCAGUUAUUUUGCUACUCACUACACAUAGAGGCAAAAUAGAUUUGGGUUCCUAUUAAGCAUGCAGACCAGUGGCUAAAAGAAACAUGCCUCUGUGACAUGCCAUAUAUAAACCACAGAUAGACAUAACGUCACAAAUUACUGAUAAGCCGUUCUUUAAACUCGUCCACUCAAAGAAAAAGUAAAGUCUAAGUUGAAAGCUGCUUCUGUUACUUUUAUUUCAAAGGUAUUUUUGUACCUAUAAUAGUACAGUGGUUUUGUUAAACACAAUCUAAAUGUUGGAUUUUUCUACUCUUUUUAAUGUUAUUAUGCUAUUGCGAUAAAAGGUGAAUUGAUUCCAAUUCACCUUGGUAACCCUGGAAAACAACACUUGUUUUCCAGGGUUACCAAUCAAGUUUUAUUAGCCAAACAUUGCUCAUAAUCAGUAAAAAAACAAAACAACUUAUUCUGUUAAAACAAGUCUGAAAAGGUUUGUUUACUUAAAAUUAAAAGUAUAAGAUCUAUUUUUAGUGAAACUCAUAACCUAAUCAGCAGCUGCAUGACGUGUUUCCAGAAAACUCAAAGCCUUUUUUUUUUAAGGAGAAGAAUUGCAUUUAAUAAAAUGAGAUUUGCUUAUUAAUUUGAGUUAUAUGUCUGCAAUAAUCUAUGUGAGAAGGAUUUAUGUGAUCCUGCUGGGGAGGGAUGACAUUUAUAAAUGCUGUGUGGGCACGCUAGUUUAAAUGGACGCCUCACACAAGACACACUGCCACAGAAAUCCGUCAGUGUUGAGAUCUCCCCCACCCCCUUAGCCACUAUCGCUUUCCCUCCUUUUCACAUCAGCAAUAUACACCCGAUAAACAGCAAUUGCACGAGUAGCUAUUCAUUUAUUUAUUUAUGUAUUUUGCCCUGGAUGGCUUGGCUUAAUUGGCAGUCAGUGUUUAGGCACCAGGGUUUGAAAGGAUACUUGACAUGUUUUUCCAAAUACAGCAUUCUUGGUCCGUUUUUUUUUUUUUUUUAUUUAGUCUUUUCGACUGCAGGAGCGAGGGCCAAAACAAAGCGCCAAGGUAAACAUUUACCCUAGAAAACGACCCUGGAAGGGAGGCAGAACUUUCUUGAUGUACCUUGAACGACAGAUGGAGUUUUGUGUUGAGUUUGAACUGCAUCUCAUUAUAUUCUCUGGUAACUUUUAAUUAUACAGUACAAGUGAUUGCUUAAUUUCUUUGCAAAUAAAACAUUUAAACCGAGACGCUUAAAUUGUGACAUUGAAUAUAGCAGUGGUUUUUUGGCUGUUUCUACAGUCAAUCACGUUAAUAAAAAUCAUCUCACUGCUUUCAGUGUCAGUGAAAGCUCACCUGUGAGGGGAUGCAAAAGUGUUUAUGGUCCAAGAUACAAAUUAAACCACUCAAGACCCUGCAGGAUUGGGUAUAAUCAACAGAUUAAGGUUAAAAGGAAAAUGCCAUGGUGUUUGGGGCACCUUUACUUACUUUUUAAACCUUAACUGCAAUGGAACAAUGUGAUAACAAUGCUGUAUUGGAAAGAUUUUUUUGUUUUUAGUUACAUUCUGAUCUCCUUUAGGAGCAAAAAUAAAACACUACAAGGAAUACCUUAACACGAGAGAACGUAAUCUAUGUGAACAGUACAGUUCUGAAACAUAUUUCCUGGAAAUCUUAUUUCCCCCUGCUGUCAGCUGUGUGCUUUUCCACUUUGGGGUCUAGAAAACCACCAAGGAGAGCAUAGGUUAUCUGAUUUUAAAAGAUAAGAAUUACCUUUAUUGUCCCACAGUGGGACAAUGUGGGCGUGACAGUGGCAAAGACACAUAAACAGAGUUACACACUAGAUCAGUAAUGAAAUCAUUCAUGUAAUAGAAUGUAAGCACUAUGGGUUUAAAUGCGCUUUGGUAAAAAAGAAAUAAAUAAAUACUAUAACACUAAAUUUAAAGUUAACCCUCCAACUACAAAACUCCGCCUUUUGUUUAGGUACAUCCAAAAAGCCUGACCUCCCCCCUUGGGUCAUUAUCCGGGGCAGAUUUCUACCAUGGUAGUCUGACUUGGUGACGUUCUUGCUGUAGAAACAAAGCGGAUUGAAGAAUGAUCCCUUAAACAUAUUCUGGUUCUAUUAAGAUGCAUCAGUUCCGGCACGGGUCAGCCAGUAGCAGCAAAAGAACACCCCACCUGCCGCAAAAUAAUUAGCAGUCACCAUAAUGACGCCUCGCCCAGACCUUAUGCCUCAAAAUGAAUUUACAAUGGCUUGGAAAAUAGGGGAAUGGGAUGUGUGGAGCUAGUCAAUUGUCCUGUUACAGUUAAGGAAUCCGGGCAGGCUGGUUGCACUCAUAUUUCAUCCCAGGUAAAGAUUACCUGUCAGGCCCAUGGGAGAUGUAUUGAUCUGUUUUCCUUUUUCUGGCAGCAAUCACCUGACAAAGGCACCUAGGAGGUGAGUGAAUGAGUGAUGCCUGGUCGGCCCCGGUCUAGCCCAGUGGUUUCUGUUGUCCACUGAUAGGUUUCAGAGCUUAUGAGGAAGAACAGCAACAAUGCCGUCAUAAACUCUGCUUGAAACUCGUCUGUAUGCGUGCAAAGCAAUGCCCUCUGUGACACGGGUCACAGGUCAGUGGGGAAUUAGCUUUUUUUUUUCCUUUUCUUUGCACAUUUCUUGUCAGUGGCGUUUGUUCCUACUGCGUAAUGUGUACUGAUGAUGAAAACGUAUGCAAAAAGGCCACUCUGGUUCCUGCUGACAUUUGCAUGUUGCAAGUCACCUUAGUUCAGCUCACUUUGGAUUUCAGAGGAGACCCAGUUGAUUCGGGACUUGCUUUUAAUGAGAAAAAAUCCAAGCUGGUGUGGGUGAAUGUUACCCCGUCUUUCUGGCUAUGAUCUUUCUCAGCAUCAUAUAGGUUCUUGGCAGCUAAUGUAUUUAUGUAAUUGCCUUGAUAGACAAAAAUGUAUGUAUUAUUGUUAACUCAACGUGUCUAAACUAGCUGUGAUGUUUAAAAUGUGUUGUAUUUACGAUGUGAUCAUUUCACAUUGGAUAAUUGAGGAUUUAGGUAUGAGGUCAUUAAUGUUGUUAAUGGAAUUAAGUAAUAGAUUGCACUGGAGAUACAUCACUUUUUAAUAUAUUUUUUUUUUAUAAUUUCAUUUACAGGGAUUUACGAAAUUCUAGUAUCAGGGGCAGCUAUCACAUAUGAAACGUUCUGCAAGUAGCAUCUUAUCUCUUGAAGCUGUUAUCUUUAUGGAGGCAAUGCCUAAUUGCUUUGCAAAUGAUCUAAAGAGGAUUACUAAUCCCUUAGAAAACAUCUGCACCGUGUUACUACAUGUAAGAGAGACUUUUGCAAUUCAAAAAUUCAAUAUUAACAAAGAUUUUAUUCAGUAGCCAGCUUUGUGGUUUUUAUAACAUAGAGCCCCUGGGUUGUUUGAUGUUCAUUGAACUUUGUAUGGCUAUAAGUAUAAUUGUUUUUAAUCGUUCUAAUUAAACUCAAGUCAUUUGUGUGUUUUUUAAUGUUUUGGAAGAUUCACGGCUGAAGCAGCGUCGUACAUGUUUUGUUCCUCGAUGUUAUGAGUAUAAGAAACGUCAGUAUUUAUACAAUCUCAAAUGCAAUGCUGAAUUUAUGUGCAAUAAAUUCGUUUUGGUGAUCAGGA
This is a messenger RNA of Fundulus heteroclitus (mummichog), 7060 nucleotides long. RefSeq names its product G patch domain-containing protein 2-like. The transcript has 10 exons. Lineage: Eukaryota; Metazoa; Chordata; Actinopteri; Cyprinodontiformes; Fundulidae. The coding region runs from base 83 to 1465 and encodes 460 amino acids. The record is from RefSeq and is a predicted model, not a curated record.